Molecule: messenger RNA, 1912 nt
Organism: Diospyros lotus (date-plum)
Lineage: Eukaryota; Viridiplantae; Streptophyta; Magnoliopsida; Ericales; Ebenaceae
Product: microtubule-destabilizing protein 60-like
Exons: 8
Coding region: 171-1739 (522 amino acids)
Biological process (GO): regulation of mitotic spindle organization; mitotic spindle assembly; activation of protein kinase activity
Cellular component (GO): nuclear microtubule; mitotic spindle
Molecular function (GO): microtubule binding; protein kinase activator activity
Source: RefSeq, a predicted model, not a curated record
ACAAGAGCGUCCAGAGCUCAACGUUCCUUUUUUCUCCCCUAUCUAUUCCUCUCCUCUGAUAACCAUUUUACGCACAGGCACAGAGAUUGAUUGAAGCCCAGACCCCGCCCCCCUUCCUCUCUCUCUCUCUCUCUCCAACCAUUUUUAUUUCACGUUCCGGCUGAUCUCCGAUGGAUUUGAACGGCAAGAACGCCGGAGCAGUGACGCCUUCCAAGAACCCACACCCCAAUCGAUCCAAGGCCUCAGAAAUCUCCAAAGAUUCGGAGAAUUUCAAUCCUAAUGUGGCCAGUCCUGCAGGUUGCAAAUCAGCGAAAUCACCGGCAAUCAAGUCUGCGACAAAGACGACCCAGAAAUCGGCGUCCAGAAACCCUAACCCUGUGGCCUCGCCGCGGAACAAGAUUCGAGAACGGAAGUUUGUGGUAGCGAAAAGGAACUCGAAGAAGGAGAAAACGGGCUCUGCAACUGUUGUGUGUAAGUGCAAAGAAAAGGUCGGCGGCGAUUUGCAGAAGUGCCUCUGCGUUGCUUAUGAGAGUCUUAGGGCUUCUCAGGAAGAGUUUUUUAAGAAUCGGAACAGUACCGAUCGAUACGAUUCGGAGCAUUUGAAAAACUGUAGUGGGGCUGACAAUCGAAUUGAAGAAGAGGAGGAGGCAGGGAAGAAGAACUCAGUGGUUCAAGCCCGCGAAAUUGGGAAUGGGCUUGAGAGAGAGCAGGAGAAAAUCGAGGGUUUGACAAUUGACCGAAUUGGUAGUCACCCUGAUGAGACUGAGAGUUCAGAUGUAAUGGGUGCUUUGCUUGUCAAGAGAAGGAGGGACAAGUUGUUGGAAGAAGCAAGGGAACGUGGGCCUGAAACUGGAUCUGGAAAAGUGAUGCAUUUGGUUAAGAUCUUCGAGAAGCUUCUCACCAUACCAAAAUCGAAGGACUCGGAUCAGGAGGAUGAUAAAGAAGCAGAAGAUGAAAAGAAGGGGAUGAAAUGGGCACUGCCUGGACUGCAUCCUAAGGUGCCUGAGACACAGGUCUCUUCAUCCUCAUUCUGUCCAUCAGAUUUUUUCCUUACAUCAGAGAAUUUAGGCUUGGAUUCGCGUGUUUCGUCUUCAUUAGACAGCAAUCAUGGAAGCUUCACCAUUUCUAGCAGGACUUCUGGUAGAGGGCACAGAAGUCGAAGAAAUAGCUCUGAACCCGCUGGGACCUUGGGUGGAAGUUGGUGGAAGAAGAAGCAGCUCAAAGCAACCCGCCAAAAACCGUUCAAGCUUCAAACAGAGAAAAGGGGAAGAUGCAAGGAGGAAGAAUUCCUGAAGAAAAUACAAGAAAUGAAGAUGGAGCAGGAGAAGCAACGGAUACCAAUUGCGCAAGGUCUACCAUGGACUACAGAUGAGCCUGAGUGCUUGGUAAAACCUCCUGUAAAAGAAAGCACAAGGCCUAUAGAUUUGGUGCUGCACAGUGACGUGAGGGCUAUGGACCGUGCUGAAUUUGACCAACAGGUGGCAGAGAAGAUGAGCUUUAUUGAACAGUACAGGAUGGAAAGGGAACUGCAACAGAAGUUAGCAGAAGAAGAAGAAAUCAGGAGGCUGAGAAAGGAGCUCGUUCCAAGAGCUCAACCUAUGCCCUAUUUUGACAGGCCUUUUAUCCCUAGAAGGUCGGAAAAGCACCCUACCGUACCUAAAGAACCCAAGUUCCACAUACCAGAGCAUAAGAACAUCAAAUGUUGCAUGUCUUGGAAUGAUUUGUAUACACAUCAAUAAUGAAGGAAGUAAAGAUGAAAAUUUCUUACUUCUCAGUUGCCUCUAAUAAUCCUAAAGUUUCUUUCGCCAUCUCUCUCCAUCUCCAACGUUCUUUAUGUGUAUACAAAGUAACAGUUACUAUCAAUUUUGAUGGAGAACCAUGCGAUAGUAAUCUUGAAGGCACAAUGCUAAAG